Messenger RNA from Castor canadensis (American beaver), 2387 nucleotides. RefSeq names its product ATP binding cassette subfamily B member 7 (gene Abcb7). Gene Ontology annotation, molecular function: ABC-type transporter activity; ATP hydrolysis activity; ATP binding. NCBI's taxonomy places the organism in Eukaryota, Metazoa, Chordata, Mammalia, Rodentia, Castoridae. Gene Ontology annotation, cellular component: mitochondrial inner membrane. Gene Ontology annotation, biological process: transmembrane transport; intracellular iron ion homeostasis. The record is from RefSeq and is a predicted model, not a curated record.
GCCAUGAAUAUUGUGGUUCCCUUUAUGUUUAAAUAUGCUGUAGACAGCCUCAACCAGAUGUCGGGAAACAUGCUGAACCUGAGUGAUGCACCAAAUACAGUUGCAACCAUGGCAACAGCAGUUCUGAUUGGCUAUGGUGUAUCAAGAGCUGGAGCUGCCUUUUUUAAUGAAGUUCGAAAUGCAGUAUUUGGAAAAGUAGCCCAAAAUUCUAUCCGAAGAAUAGCCAAAAAUGUUUUUCUCCAUCUUCACAACCUGGAUCUGGGUUUCCAUCUGAGCAGACAGACAGGAGCUUUAUCUAAAGCUAUUGACAGAGGAACAAGGGGUAUCAGUUUUGUCCUGAGUGCAUUAGUAUUUAAUCUUCUCCCCAUCAUGUUUGAGAUGAUGCUUGUCAGUAGUGUUUUGUAUUACAAAUGUGGUGCCCAGUUUGCAUUGGUAACCCUAGGAACACUUGGUGCAUAUACAGUAUUCACAAUUGCAAUCACACGGUGGAGAACUAGAUUUAGAAUAGAAAUGAACAAGGCGGAUAAUGAUGCAGGUAAUGCUGCUAUAGACUCACUGCUGAAUUAUGAAACUGUGAAGUAUUUUAAUAAUGAAAAAUAUGAAGCACAAAGAUAUGAUGGAUUUUUGAAGACAUAUGAGACUGCAUCAUUGAAAAGUACCUCUACUCUGGCUAUGCUCAACUUUGGCCAAAGUGCUAUUUUCAGUAUCGGUUUAACAGCUAUAAUGGUGCUCGCCAGUCAGGGAAUUGUUGCAGGUGCCCUUACCGUUGGUGAUCUAGUAAUGGUGAAUGGACUGCUUUUUCAGCUUUCAUUACCCCUUAACUUCCUGGGAACUGUAUAUAGAGAAACUAGACAAGCACUCAUAGAUAUGAACACCUUGUUUACUCUACUCAAGGUAGACACCCGUAUUAAAGACAAAGAGAUGGCAUCUCCCCUUCAGAUCACACCACAGACAGCUACGGUGGCCUUUGAUAAUGUGCAUUUUGAAUACAUUGAAGGACAGAAAGUCCUUAGUGGAAUAUCUUUUGAAGUCCCUGCAGGAAAGAAAGUUGCUAUUGUAGGAGGUAGUGGGUCAGGGAAAAGCACAAUAGUGAGACUGUUAUUUCGCUUCUAUGAGCCUCAAAAGGGUAGCAUUUACCUUGCUGGUCAAAAUAUACAAGAUGUGAGCCUGGAAAGCCUUCGAAGGGCAGUGGGAGUGGUACCUCAGGAUGCUGUCCUCUUCCAUAAUACUAUUUACUACAACCUCUUAUAUGGAAACAUCAGCGCUUCACCUGAGGAAGUGUACACAGUGGCAAAAUUAGCUGGACUUCAUGAUGCAAUUCUUCGAAUGCCACAUGGAUAUGACACACAAGUAGGAGAACGAGGUCUCAAGCUUUCAGGAGGAGAAAAGCAGAGAGUAGCAAUUGCAAGAGCCAUUUUGAAGGACCCCCCAAUCAUUGUCUAUGAUGAAGCCACUUCAUCAUUAGAUUCAAUUACUGAAGAGACUAUUCUUGGUGCCAUGAGGGAUAUGGUCAAACACAGAACUUCUAUUUUCAUUGCGCACAGAUUAUCAACAGUGGUUGAUGCAGACGAAAUCAUUGUCUUGGAUCAGGGUAAGGUAGCUGAACGUGGUACCCACUAUGGUUUGCUUGCUAAAUCUGGCAGUAUCUAUUCAGAAAUGUGGCAUACACAGAGCAGCCGGGUGCAGAACUAUGAUAACUCCAAAUGGAAUGCAAAGAAAGAAAAUAUGUCCAAAGAGGAGGAAAGAAAGAAACUACAAGAAGAAAUUGUCAACAGUGUGAAAGGCUGUGGAAACUGUUCCUGCUAAAGUGAAAGUCAUAUGAGACAUUUUCUUUUUUCUUUUUUUUUUUUUUUGACUUCACAUUUGCACUGAAGCAGAAUUAUUUAAUUAAAAUGAAAAUCCUACAUUCCCACUUUCUACAAUCCUUUUAGAUAAGAUGUACUUAAAGGAGGAUUUGAGUUUGACAUCUUUCACAGCCCGUUUAAUAUGGCAUCUGUAUUUAUCCCCAUAUUAUUUUCUUGUUACCGCCAUGGUUGUGCUCAAUGCGUAAUUUUUGUCACUGUUUGACCUUACCCCAUUACUGUUUUUGAAGUCUGACAUUCACUUGAUAUCCAUAACCAGAUGAAUCAGAUUGGUUUCAAAAUUUUUGUAAUUUUUAGCCUCCUUUAUGCUGACAAUUUGCAGGAAAAGGGUCUUUUUUUUUAAGAUAAAAGAAAAAGAGAACAUAUAGGUUUAUUGUUUAUUCUCUUUACCCCUUCCUAUUGAAAUACUUCAUUGAUGUGAAAAUUAGUUCAUAAAUACAUUUAAAGUUAAAACUUUUCAGAAAUAGACAUGCAUUUAUAGUUUGGAUGUCUUACUUAAUAGAUAACUAUACUUACAGUUUUUGA